ACCUAUUUUACCGUUUUGCAAACAGACUUUUUCCGUUUUUAGGCUACAUUUCCUAUUGCUUCCGGUUGUUCGGUAUUUCCCGGAAGUUUGCACAGCACCGCAAAAGUACAGCGCAAUGGAGCCUUAUGAUGUGAUAGUGAAUCAACCGGUCGUCAUCGACAACGGUUCCGGAAUGAUAAAGGCUGGCUUCGCUGGCGAUCACAUACCAAAGUGUCGUUUUCCCAAUUAUAUGGGCCGGCCGAAACAUGUGCGUGUAAUGGCCGGCGCACUCGAAGGGGACAUGUUCGUGGGACCAAAGGCGGAAGAUUAUCGGGGACUGUUAAGCAUCCGCUACCCGAUGGAGCACGGUAUUGUGACGGACUGGAACGAUAUGGAAAAGAUCUGGACGUACAUCUACAGCAAGGAUGAGCUGUCCACCUUUGCCGAGGAGCAUCCGGUGCUGCUUACCGAGGCACCACUGAAUCCGCGAAAGAACCGUGAAAAGGCGGCGGAAAUUUUCUUCGAAACGUUCAACGUGCCCGCACUGUUCGUGUCGAUGCAGGCCGUGCUGAGUCUGUACGCAACUGGGCGCGUCACGGGGGUAGUGUUGGACUCGGGCGACGGUGUAACACACGCCGUGCCCAUAUUCGAAGGUUUCGCUAUGCCGCACAGCAUCAUGCGGGUGGAUAUUGCGGGCAGGGAUGUAUCUCGCUAUUUAAAGACAUUGAUCCGGAAGGAAGGGUUCAGCUUCCGCACGACGGCCGAGUUUGAGAUAGUACGCUCGAUCAAGGAAAAGGUAUGCUCGCUGGCGACGAACCCGCUAAAAGAGGAGACGGUCGAUACGGAAAAAACGAAGUACGUGCUGCCGGACGGAAAUGUGCUUGAGAUUGGGCCGGCGUGUUACCGGGCACCGGAAGUGCUGUUCCGCCCGUACAUGCUUGGGGAGGAGUGCGAAGGCAUACACGAGGUGCUAAUAUACUCGAUCCAAAAGUCCGACAUGGAUCUGAGAAAAAUGCUCUACCAGAACAUUGUAUUAUCGGGCGGAUCGACCCUGUUCAAGGGUUUCGGCGAUCGAUUGCUAUCGGAGAUUCGGAAACACGUGGCGAAGGAUAUGAAGAUUAGGAUUGCCGCCCCACAAGAACGUAUCUAUUCGACCUGGAUGGGUGGAUCAAUUUUGGCCUCUCUCGACACAUUCAAGAAAAUGUGGGUUUCCAAGCGAGAGUUCGACGAAGACGGUCAACGGGCGAUUCAUAGGAAAACGUUUUAAGUUG
This is a messenger RNA of Anopheles maculipalpis, 1250 nucleotides long. It is a transcript of the gene Arp1, whose product is annotated as actin-related protein 1. The transcript is spliced from 5 exons. The record is from RefSeq and is a predicted model, not a curated record. The coding region runs from base 116 to 1246 and encodes 376 amino acids. Lineage: Eukaryota; Metazoa; Arthropoda; Insecta; Diptera; Culicidae.